AUGAACAAGUCGAUAUUGUGGGCGUAUAAGAAAAAGCUUUUGGGGUUCACCUCCCAUAGACUCAACAGAGAGAAGAAGAUCCGGAAAGAUGUCAAGCGUGGUACAAGAGAGGCCAAUGAUUUGGACCCGUUCGAGGCGUUUUUGUCUAAUCAGCAGAUCCGGUACGUGUACUACAAAGAAACUGAAAAGAUUCUUGGUAACACAUACGGGAUGCUGGUAUUACAAGAUUUUGAUGGUUUGACCCCAAACUUGAUGGCUCGUACCAUCGAAACUGUCGAGGGUGGCGGUUUGGUUGUUAUGCUACUUAAAUCAAUGAAGUCUCUCAAGCAGUUAUACACUAUGACAAUGGAUGUCCAUUCCAGAUAUAGAACAGAGGCACAUGAUGACGUUGUCGCCAGAUUCAACGAGCGUUUCCUCUUGUCCCUUGCAGACUGUAAAAACUGCUUGGUGGUAGACGAUCAGUUGAAUGUUCUACCUAUUUCUGGUGCAAGACACGUCAAACGUCUACCUCCCAAGGAUGAGGACGAAGUCUCUCCUAAGGAACAAGAAUUGAAGGAAUUGAAGGAAGGGCUUGCAGAUACUCAGCCCGCGGGAUCCUUGGUAGCCCUAGCAAAGACCGUUAACCAGGCAGAGGCUAUCUUACGCUUCAUUGACGCAAUCGCAGAGAAAACCUUAGACUCCACCGUCGCCUUAACAGCAGGAAGAGGUCGUGGUAAGUCUGCCUCCUUGGGGAUUGCCAUUGCUGCUGCUGUUGCUCAGGACUAUUCUAACAUAUUCGUUACGUCUCCUUCGCCGGAAAAUUUGAAAACAUUGUUCGAGUUCAUCUUUAAAGGUUUUGACGCAAUGAACUAUGUUGAACAUCAAGACUACGACAUCAUCCAAUCAACGAAUCCUUCGUUCAACAAAGCAAUUGUAAGGGUGGAUAUCAAGCGGGCUGGCCACAGACAAACGAUUCAAUAUAUCUCACCAAAUGACAACCAAGUUCUUGGCCAAGCAGAAUUAUUAAUCAUUGAUGAAGCCGCAGCUAUCCCAUUACCACUUGUCAAAAAGCUUUUGGGACCAUAUUUAGUUUUUAUGGCAUCGACUAUUAAUGGUUAUGAAGGUACCGGUCGUUCUCUUUCAUUAAAAUUGAUUGAUCAAUUAAGAACUCAAUCUAAGAAUAUUAUCAAAAGUAAUACUGAAACUCAGGUUGUGUCUAGGAAAGAAGGAAACGAUGAUAAAGAUUUAGAGUCGAUCCGUAUUUCUGCACGUUCCUUGAUUGAAGUCACUUUGGAUGAACCAAUCAGAUAUGCACCAGGCGAUGCUGUGGAAUCUUGGUUAAACAAACUUCUUUGCCUUGACGCAAAACUUCCAAAGCAUACUAAAUACGCGACGCGUGGUUGUCCUCAUCCGUCCGAGUGCUCACUGUUUUACAUCAAUCGUGAUACAUUGUUUUCUUAUGACCCUGUUUCUGAAGCUUUCCUUCAACGCAUGAUGGCCUUAUUUGUUUCUUCACACUACAAAAACUCUCCAAACGAUUUGCAAUUGAUGUCCGAUGCACCUGCCCAUCAGUUAUAUGCUCUUUUCGGCCCUGAUGUUGGCAAAGAUGCCUCAAUCCCUAUUCCUUUAUGUGUUGUGCAAAUAGCUUUGGAAGGGGAAAUUUCGAAAGACAGCAUUCGUAGUAGUUUGAGUCGUGGAGUUCGUGCGGGUGGUGAUCUCAUCCCAUGGUUGAUCUCGCAACAAUUUCAAGAUGACGAUUUUGCUAGUUUGUCUGGUGCCAGAAUUGUUCGUAUUGCAACUCAUCCGGAUUAUACCCAUAUGGGUUAUGGUUCAAGAGCUAUUGAGCUUUUGACAGAUUACUUCGAGGGUAAGUUUGCCUCUCUUGAAGAGGUUUCAAGCACAUCAGCAGCCGACAAGUUUUCUAUUAAUCGUUUAACUGAUGCUGAACUUGAGGAAGCUGAUGGCUCUUUGCGUGAAGAUAUAAAGCCACGUAAAGAAGAUAGACUUCCUCCAUUAUUUGUGAACUUAGCUCAUAAGAGUCCGUAUUACUUGCAUUACCUGGGUGUCUCUUAUGGAUUAACUCAAAAAUUGCACAAAUUCUGGCGUCAAAAUGGUUACACUCCAGUUUAUUUGAGACAAACUGCAAAUGAUCUAACGGGUGAACAUACUUGUGUCAUGCUAAAAACAUUAGAUAACCGUGACGAUAAAUGGCUCAGAGCUUUUACAAAAGAUUUCCAUAAGAGGUUCAUAAACUUGUUAAGCUACAGUUUCAGCAAUUUUCCUGCAGUUCAAGCUUUAAGUGUGUUGGAGUCAUCUAGAAUUGAUGGUAAUAACCAACAAGAUUUUGUGUUUAACAAGUUGGAAUUAGACAAAGCACUCACUCCAUUUGACUUAAAACGUUUGGAAUCUUAUGCAAAUAAUUUGGUUGAUUACCAUGUUAUUUUGGACUUACUUCCAUAUAUUGCUUUACAAUACUUCAAUGACAAAAUCAGAAAUGAAGUCUCUCUAUCUCAUGUUCAAAGUGCUAUUUUGUUGUCUAUUGGUUUACAACACAAAGCACUCGAAAAUAUUUCCAAGGAACUGAACAUUGAAACCAAUCAAUCACUUGCGAUGUUUGCAAAGAUCAUUCGUAAAGUCUCGCAACAUUUCCGUUCCUUAGUCAAAGAAUCUUUCGCUGAAGAAUUACCGGAAAUAAUCGACGAUGAAAUGAAAGAGUUAAACGGUGAAGAGGUCGCCACCAUUAACGACGUUGAAGAGAUGGAGAAAGAGUUAGAGGCCGAUCUUGAAGCUGCUGGUACAGAAGCUUUGGAAGUCAUCAGAGCGCGUAAAGAGAAACAGAAGGAACUAAUCAACAACUUGAACUUGGAUAAAUAUAAAAUUACUGAUGUUGCUGAAUGGAAAGCGGAUAAAAAAGCAAUCAGUCGUGCCAUAAAAAACAACGCUACGGUCAGUUUGAAGAAGGGCACCAAAAGAAAACCUGCAGAAACUGCAACUGACAUAUAUGACAGCGAAAUGAAAGCUUUAGCUAAGGAGAAAACUAAGUCCAGUAAGGGUAAAAAGUCUAAAAAAUGA
Molecule: messenger RNA, 3051 nt
Organism: Pichia membranifaciens NRRL Y-2026
Lineage: Eukaryota; Fungi; Ascomycota; Pichiomycetes; Pichiales; Pichiaceae
Exons: 1
Coding region: 1-3051 (1016 amino acids)
Biological process (GO): rRNA acetylation involved in maturation of SSU-rRNA
Cellular component (GO): 90S preribosome; nucleolus
Molecular function (GO): tRNA binding; 18S rRNA cytidine N-acetyltransferase activity; ATP binding
Source: RefSeq, a predicted model, not a curated record